Carica papaya (papaya) is the source of this 4226-nucleotide messenger RNA. The record is from RefSeq and is a predicted model, not a curated record. NCBI's taxonomy places the organism in Eukaryota, Viridiplantae, Streptophyta, Magnoliopsida, Brassicales, Caricaceae.
UUUGCUGCUCUUCCCUCCCUCGCUCCUCCCAAUCGAAGCUUUAGGUCCGUUUUCUUUAAUGUCUGCUACAGUCGCUCAUUUACGCCGACAACACCACACCGGUAAACACCAACUCUGCGUCGUAUCGCCUUUGCUUCUCCUCUUUGUAGCCGACGCCAUAUCAGGACGCCUCCUACUUUGCUUGUCUUCUUUUUCCAUUUGGCAACAUCUCCUUCUUCCACAAACUUGUUUCUUGAGUUUCUCCAUCUUCUAUAGUGUGAAUUGUGGCCGGGUUUGUUUCUCUGUAGAAGAAUUUUCUGUCCUUACUGCUUGCUAGAACAAUAGAAGUUGAAGUUCUCUACUCUGAUAUCUCAAUCUCAACUCGCCUAAAACUUGCAUUUCUUCAAACAAGCUGAGCUCUACCCAAAAAAGAAAAAGCUGGAGUUGAGAUUCAAGUCGAAUUCAAGCUUGAUAAUAUUCAAACAAGUGAACAACUUGCUUUCUUUCUCGUCAUGUAUUGGCAGUUAUGCUAGUCUAUGGCUUCACAAAUAGCCCUAAUAUUGGUGUUCUCGUAAAAGGUUUUGCUUGUAGAAGAGCCUACUGCAGCCGGAAUCAUUUUAAUCAAAUUAGCAGAAGGCUGGACAUCUGCUGCCAAAAUUUCAAUAACCCAUGGAGAAGAUACUUUAGCCAUUCUAAUCCACUUUCAAAAUUUGCUCCUAGUGAAAAAUUUUCCAUUCUUCACUCAAGUGGUCUUCAGCAUUGGUUCAAGAACUGGCAAGAGCAGAGAAAGCACAAACUGACGGCAAGCACAUUUGGUGGGGCCGUUGGUUUUUGGCCGAAGCGAAGAGUCCAACUAUGGUUAGAGAAAAUUGGAGCAAUAGAACCAUUUUCUGGUAACCUAGCUACCUGUUGGAGCAAUAUCAAAGAGGAGGAAGCACUUGAAAGAUACAAAUUGAUAACAGGAAACACUGUUCUGUUUCCAAAGUUCCAGAUAUAUGGUGAGAACCACCCAGAAGAUGAUUGGUUAGCUGCUUCUCCUGAUGGAGUAGUUGACCAUCUUGUGUAUGGGUUGUCUUCACGAGGAAUACUGGAGAUAAAAUGUCCAUUUUUUAAUGGAGAUAUGAGCAACGCUUCCCCUUGGAAGAGAAUUCCUAUUUAUUAUAUUCCCCAAGCUCAGGGUUUGAUGGAAAUAACGGAUAGAGAUUGGAUGGAUUUCUAUGUUUGGACUCCUAAUGGUAGCAGUUUAUUCAGAUUGUAUCGUGAUCGAGAGUACUGGGAUGCUUUGAGAAUAGCACUUUCUGAUUUCUGGUGGAAGCAUGUUCAGCCAGCGAGAGAACUGUACAGGAAAUCUUUGAUCACAAAUCCUCUUGAACAAUUAAGAUCACUGAGGCCAGCACCCAGAUUUGUGCAGUUUAGUAGAUCCAUAGCAUAUGACAUUCCAUUCCAAGAAUUGAGAUUUACAGCUAAAAGAAUACAAUUGAAGAUGGUUGGCAUGACGUGAUAUAAAGCGGAAUUCUUGUGCUCUCAGCUUUUGCUAAGUUGAGGAAGGUAUGACUAGAUUUUUCUCAUGUUUUUCUUGCUUGUAUAAGUUACACCUUUGUUACACACCUUACUCCCCAUUUUAGUUUGAUAUGUUCUCUUGAUAGCUUGGUUCAUCCAAUUUUUGUGAGUAUAAGGUUACUUGGUUGGUUCAUCUCUUGACAGCUUAGCAAAUUGAAAGAGAGAGAAAAUGACAUUUUCUGCAAUGAAACUUGGAUUUAUAAGGUUUGUUAAUGACUUAGGUUGAACUGAAAGAAUUUAGAUAUUUCUACAGUUCCUGCUAGAGAUUCUAGAUCUCUUUUAGUCAUUUACCUCUAACUUGGAUGUAAAUGGCUAUAUAUUUUUAUUUAUAAUACUACAUUCUGGUAACAACAAAAGUGACAACUUCUAACAAUGAUAUAAAGAGCUUGUGGAGUCCCUUUCUGAUUAAUACUUAGAUUUGUUGGUCAAUUUCAGGAAUGUUAAUUUCAAUUCAAAAUCAAGAAAAAAAGUUUUAAGCUUAGAUCUCCAACUUCUUCUCAUUUAUCAAUUAGGUAGUUGAAUUGUGGAUCUUCAUCUUCAGAAAAUCGUCUCACUGAGUUUUACUUCUAAACACAGUUUUCUUUGAGAAAACAACUCUACUUGAGCAUUUGGUAUUUUGAUUGCAUUUGGAUUUUAAGGAUGGUGACAUAGGAUUAAAUUAAAGUUAAAGCAGCCUUAUGCGCAUUGAUGGAUUAAACAUCAAGGUGAAGGUUUACAUGAAAUAUGAAAAUGUAUGGAGACAGCACUACAAUUGAUCAUUUUGGUAAUUUUUUUUUCCUUGCUUUAUAUGGUUUUUCUGUUAUUGAAGAGCUUCAAUUUUUGGCAGGAUGGUUUUGAGGAGUCAGCCAUGUACUAGUAUAGUUAAUUUCCCAUUUUUGUAUAGCACUGGGUUGUUCUAAAACCCUUGGUUUUAUUUCUACACACCAAUUCUCUUAAUAAUUACUGCCUUUAAAAUAGGAACAUAAUCGAGUAUAUUGUUUUAGUACUUAUUGAAAUUGUGGUAGUUAUUGUUUGCAAUGGACGAUAGGUUGAUUGAAUUUUUUGUUGGAAGUUUGAUAUUUUGGUGCUAGUGAUUGAUGGCAGUGAGAAAUUAACAAAGCCAUUAGAUUUUACUAUUGAUGGAAGUUCAGUUGAGUUACUUUGUGGUCACCACUUUGUAGCCUCCACCAGAGGUGACAGGGGAGGUGAGCAUGUAUGACUUUGUAGUGACUGCCAGAGGAUUUAAUUCCUUUCUUGCUUCCUUUUCUUUUAUUCAACUGAUAUCCACUUCACAGUUUGUGUUUGACAAUGGUCCUGCAUGUUAAGGGCCAAGGCCAGCCUUGGAAAUUUGUUUUUUUUUUUUAAAAAAAAAAAAAACCCUGCCUUGGAAAUUUGUGUUCCUUUUAAAUGCUAGUCAUCUAGUCAGUUUUGUAUUUUCACUGCAUUUUAGUCUGGAGUAUUACUCUCCUGCACUGAUAUCCUUGGGUUUUGCAGUUGUAUGCUAAUGAACCAAUGUUUUCAAGUGAAAUCUCUUACUAUUCACUCAUCUUCGGAACUUGGAUCUUUCUUUCAUGCAUUAGUAGCUUACAAACUGGAAAGUUGAUCAUUCAAUUCAGUAGCCUCUGAUCAUCAGGCUGAAUGCAUGGGACUACAGUUUAGAUGUGUUUGGUUGUUUGGACUAUUAUACAGGUCAUUUGAAUACAGAUAAAUAGUUUUAGUUGUUACACUUUAUUUAAAAAAAAUGUUUUAGUUAUUGCACAAGAAAUGGAUAUAAAUGAUGACACAGGAUUUGAAGAGGCAAGGCAAGAGUUCAUGCAAAAAUGGAUUACAUAAUCUAUAUCUUUUAGUUUUGGUGCAAGGUUUUGAUUGUUUGACUCUUGUUUAUAACUACUGACGCGAAACUGACAUCUGGUAGACCUCAUAGAUUAGGCAUUGAUAUUUUUCUGGGAUUUGUGUUCAAGCUGAAUACAGAGGAUUGCAAGUAACUGUGCUGACAAUGACAGCACAUUCUAAUUUCGAGUUCUCCUAGUCUCUAAUUCAAUAGAGAUUUCGGAAUUGCAGACGGAAACGAGAUUUCUUAAUGCAAUGGAUUCUAUAUAUGCUGCUAUCCUCUUAGUGGGUUCCAGAACAGGUCAUUAAUGCAGCCAGUUGCAGUUAUUGGAAGGUUUAUAUGCAUCAUUACAAUAUGCUUGUGGACAGUUUGUGGCUCAGCUCCCAUACAUUUUCAGGCGGACCAUUGUCUGUGAAGUUGUAGUUGUGCCAUAGCUUGUGAUGGAAUUUGAGGGGACAGAUGUGAAGUUCUUUUGGUUUAUGUUCUUCAUGUGCUUCACCUUUGCUUACCUGAUUUUCUACGUGAGACAGUCGCUCUCACAGCCAACCAGCACAUUGACAUUGCUGCCACUGUAUCUGCUUCAUUGCAAUUGUGAAACCUCUUUGAAGGAUUCUUUGUUCCAACUGUAUGAAGGAGAAUGAGUCGGGCAUAACCGUGAGAAAGUGAGAAGCUAGAUUGGGUAUAGAGAUGACCUGGUGUCUUCUGUAUUGCAUCAAAUAAAUAGGAUUGAGUAUCACACUUGCUUGUAUUUAAUGUAAAGACAUAACGAGGGAAACUGGUCCUGAAAUAUAUCUGGAUGCAGCUAUUUUUGUUAAUUUACUGGGAUCAUUGAGCUAUAUUUUAUCAAAAAAUAAUGUAUAAGCAUGUUUAUAUUGUA